AUGGACAGUCCUAGGGUGGCACCCGGGGCCAAACCCCUGGCCGUCACCUCCCCUGAACCCUUCCUGCCUUCUUACGAUGCCGUAGUUGGAGUAUUGCUUCGCCUCUGUGUUUAUAUCGUUGUCGUGCUUUAUAGCUCUGCGAAGAAGCUGUUUGCAAAAAAGGAUGACAGUAAAGUGAGGAAACUGGAUGUCCCCGCCCACUGUGACCGCCAUUGCUUCAAGGAUGGGCCAAUGAGAAAUGGCCUGAUUGGGCAGCGGCCACCCUCCAUCCACCCUGAGAGACUGAAAGAUUUUGGAGAAGAAGACUUCCUCGAUGGAGGCGUGAAGACGUGGGAAAUGAAGAUCGUGAGCCACAACGAGGAACUGCUGAGAGACUCGCCCAGCCGCCCAAAUAGGAUUAGCUUGGCAGCCUACAAUAGUUGCAUUCGAUUUGAAGAUAUCAGUGCAGCGGCUUUUAAAAUCCAGUGCGGAGUGCAGAAAACACCCUGCAUGUAUUCUCGACUUUCGAAGCAAUAUGGAAUGGACCUAUAUCUAAAGAAAGAGUUUCUCCAGUAUACAGGAUCGGUCAAGGAGCGGGGUGUACUUUACCUUCUGAUGUCUUUACAACAGGAGCAACAAAGAAAAGGGGUGAUCGUUGCCUCGGACAGCAACUUCUCCAUGGCGGUGGCCUAUCAUGCCUCGGAGCACCGCAUCCCCGUGUUUGUCAUCAUGUCCACCAGCACCUCGCCCGCCAAAGUGAAAAUGUGCCGCGAAUAUGGGGCCAUGGUAAUUUCCUAUGGCGCCACAGAGAGAGAUUCCCAGCUGCAUGCCAGGAGACUGGCACAGGAAAAUGGCUACCUGUAUCUUGAAGAGGAAGACAAUGCUGUGUUUCUAUCAGGGCUGGGAACCAUGGGAAUGGAAAUCUAUGAACAGGUGCCAAAACUGGACGCAGUGAUCUUCCCCGCAGGGGCGCACUGCGGAUUGCUAGCUGGCUCGGCGGUGGCACUGAAACAUUUGAACCCGCAUAUUUCUGUGAUUGGUGUGGAGUCAGAGGGGUUCCCUGUAUUGCAGCAGUCACUAAACAUUGUCCAACCUAGUGAAGAGCGCUCCCAAAGCAUCCAGCCGUUUUACAGAGAUGUGAGUGGACCUUGUUUUGCUUCCAAUUCUUUGCAACUGACUGAAAAAUUUGUCGAUAAGGUUGUAGCAGUGAGAGAAGAGGAUAUUCUUGUUUCCAUGCUGAGGCUGCUGGAGUACGAACGUGCCACCAUAGACGCAGAAGGGGCCAUUGGCCUUGCAGCAGUGGUAGCUGGGAAAUUGCCGGAGUUAAAGGGCAAAAGAGUGGCUGUCGCUGUGUGCAGUGGGAACCUGGAACUCCCCGUCAUGCGGCAGUGCAUAGACCGCGCCCUCACCAUUGACAACAGAGUGUGCAAAUUCUCCAUCCUGGUUUCUAGCGCAUGGGAGAUGUUUCAAAGCUGCUUGAGAUCUUGGCUAGGGAGGAAGCAAGGACAGGUGUGCGACAAGCAGCUCUUCCAUCAGUCAGGCCUUUCUCUGAUGAAGCUGAUGGUCACAGCCAAACAGAAGCAUUUAUCACAGGUCACCUGCAUCGUAGAGACCAGAGACAAGAUCCACACCGCGCAGUUGAGAAACCUCCUCGUAGAUCGCUACCCAAUGAUGACAUGGAUGGAACGGUGA
Molecule: messenger RNA, 1671 nt
Organism: Euleptes europaea (tarantolino)
Lineage: Eukaryota; Metazoa; Chordata; Lepidosauria; Squamata; Sphaerodactylidae
Product: L-threonine dehydratase catabolic TdcB-like
Biological process (GO): L-serine catabolic process; L-threonine catabolic process
Molecular function (GO): L-serine ammonia-lyase activity; threonine deaminase activity
Source: RefSeq, a predicted model, not a curated record